Mercurialis annua (annual mercury) is the source of this 1763-nucleotide messenger RNA. Its product is annotated as desmethyl-deoxy-podophyllotoxin synthase-like. Gene Ontology annotation, molecular function: monooxygenase activity; iron ion binding; oxidoreductase activity, acting on paired donors, with incorporation or reduction of molecular oxygen. NCBI's taxonomy places the organism in Eukaryota, Viridiplantae, Streptophyta, Magnoliopsida, Malpighiales, Euphorbiaceae. The transcript is spliced from 2 exons. The coding region runs from base 53 to 1567 and encodes 504 amino acids. The record is from RefSeq and is a predicted model, not a curated record.
GGGACACUAAUUGUGGCUUGAGGUUAUCAAGCAAACAAUUCAUAAAGUUAACAUGAAUUCACAAAUCCUCUCAUUUCCAUUGCCGAUCUGGUUUUUCUUUUUUCUCUUACUGUUAUGGGCAAUAUGGAAGAAAGCCAUGAAUGGCAAACUUCUAAACCUACCCCCUGGCCCACGAAAACUUCCCAUAAUCGGAAAUAUACACCAGUUAAUUGGUGGUCUUCCCCAUCAUAAACUUAGAGACUUGGCAAGAAAAUAUGGAUCUAUUAUGCACUUACAAAUUGGAGAAGUUCCAACAGUUAUCAUUUCUUCCCCAGAAAGUGCAAAACAAGUGCUGAAAACACAUGAUAUCCUCUUUGCUCAAAGGCCCUUCCUCUUGGUUGCAGACAUCAUAUUUUAUAAGGCCUCGGAUAUUGGUUUUGCUCCCUAUGGGGACUACUUUAGACAGCUGAAGAAGAUUUGUAUGAUAGAGCUCUUUAGUUCAAAACGUGUCCGCUCUUUCCGUCCAAUUAGGGAAGAAGAGGUAUCAAAUUUCAUUGGAUCAAUUUCGUCAAGUGCAGGAUCACCUGUCAACCUUACCAAAAUGUUCCAUUCAUUAUCUUCUGCUAUUACCGUAAGAGCAGCUUUUGGCGACAAAUGCCCGCUGGACCAAGAAGAAUUCAUAGCAGUUUCUCAGGAAGUUGUAAAGAUGUUUUCAGGCCUUAGUAUCGCCGACUUGUUUCCCUCUUCCAAAUUGCUGCCUGUGAUUACCGGUAUUCGGUAUAGACUCAACAAACUGCAUAAAAAAGUUGAUCUUGUGCUUGAGAAGAUAAUCAAUGCACAUAGACUCUCCAUAUCAGCCAAAACAAAUACGGAUGAGGAUUUAGUCCAUGUUCUCUUAAAUCUUCAACAGCAUGGGAAUCUUGAAUUUUCCUUAACAACUGACAGUAUUAAAGGGGUUAUACUGGACAUUUUCAUGGCAGGGGCUGACACAUCGGCUACAGUUCUAGAAUGGGCAAUGUCAGAAUUGAUAAAAAAUCCAAAUUUGAUGCAGAAAGCGCAAGCAGAGGUUAGACAAGUUGUUAACGGCAAAAGAAAUGUGGAUGAAACAAUUACUGAUGAAUUAAAGUAUUUGAAGUUAGUUAUUAAAGAAACAUUAAGGUUACACCCUCCUGGUCCAAUCCUAGCUCCUAGAAAAGUUUGUGAGCAGUGCCAAAUCGAUGGAUAUGAUAUUCUAGCCGAGACCAGAGUGAUUGUGAACGUAUGGGCGCUCGGAAGGGAUCCUAAUUAUUGGUUUGAGGCUGAAAAGUUUUUACCAGAGAGAUUUAUUGACAGUCCAAUUGACAACAAGGGAGCCAAUUUUGAAUAUUUGCCAUUUGGUUCUGGAAGGAGGAUGUGUCCCGGUGCUUUGUUUGGUCUCGCGACUGUGGAGCUUGCACUAGCACAGUUACUGUACCAUUUUGAAUGGGAGCUCCCCAACGGUAAGAAGAAACAAGAUCUAGACAUGGCUGAAAAAUUUGACGGAGUAGCUGGACGAAAAACUGAUUUAUACGUAAUUCCUAUCCCACGCCAUCAGCUUCCUCCGGAAUAGUAGAUCCGUGCUUUCCGAAAGACAUAAGUUCUAGUUUGAUAUCAUCCAAAGAAACUGUUCUAAAUAAUUUGUGAUGAUAGAGGGCUUAUGUGCAACGAUGAAAUUGAGAAUUUGAAUUUUCUUUUUUUUCUUUUUUCUGUUGUAAUAAAACAAAAGGUCUUAUUUUCUAUUGGUACAUGCUUAAGCAAAUUGAUUA